GACCCCCAAAAGAGGCAGCAGAUUCUUGGUGGACAGCUCUCAUAUCCCCUCCUGGGAACACAAUGAAAAAGGUCUUUGGAAAAAUAGCUUUAUGAGCCCAGAGGAACUUUAUGCACCAGCAAGACAUGUCGGGAAGCUCCUCAGGUAGAAACACAAGCAGUCAAAUUUGUGCAUCUGAUUCAUCAUAUUGCUCCGAUCUGAGUGAGUCACAUACUUGGUCAGCCCCUUCCAGAAACAGACGGUUUCAGCCACGUUCGGAUUCUGGAAUAGCAUCUCUGCUUCCAUCAGACUCUUUUAAGUUCCUCACUUGGCACAAGGUAGAACAACAUGACAUUCAAGGAAGUCAGCUGCGUUGCCCAAGAGUGAGAGAAGGACCCUCCACAGAAGAGUUGCUCUUGAGACAGGAGGAGUGUGCCUUGGCCCCUCAGAAAAGAGUGCUUGAAAAAAACAAAUGGGAAACAUGGCUACAAGAAAAUUGGGAGAACUGCACGAAUUUGAACCUUUCAUUUCAAGAUUUGGGGGACCCUUAUCAAGUUGCAAAUUUUAAGAGGAUUCUCAGAAGACUAAUUCGAGUUGAAACCCUUUGGUUAGUGGAUAAUUCACUGGUGGAUUUAAGUGUCAUAAGAUUGCCAAGACGCAGAGUUUUAAAUAUGAACCAAAAUCAUCUCACAUCUUUCAAACAAUUGCCAAAGAUACCCCAGAUAGGGCACUUAGCCUUGGCUGAAAACCACAUUGAGUCUCUGACUGGCUUCUCCAGUUUACAGUGCACUCCACUAGAAUCCCUUACGCUCAAGAGGAACGCUUGUGAGUUUCACCAAAAUUACCGGAAACAAGUGUUCUCCUGUUUACCAAACUUAAAAAUGCUGGAUGGAAUCCUGAAGCUACCAGAAGAUUCUUCACCACCAGAAACCAAUGUCUUUUCAAAACUAUGUAUUAUAUCCUAAUGCAAUCUGUAUAGAAAUAAAUCACCAUUGUCUCUAAAAGCUAAUAAAUAUAGGGGAUGCAUAACUAAA
Suricata suricatta (meerkat) is the source of this 1013-nucleotide messenger RNA. RefSeq lists its product as uncharacterized. Bases 111 to 944 code for a protein of 277 amino acids. Lineage: Eukaryota; Metazoa; Chordata; Mammalia; Carnivora; Herpestidae. The transcript has 7 exons. The record is from RefSeq and is a predicted model, not a curated record.